AUCACAAAUGAGCUUUUUGAUUGGCAAUCCUCGCUCGUCGUAGCACAAAUUGAAGCAGACGUCGGCCAUCAUACCCCCAAGAGAACUUGAACAUGCCGGGUUUGACUGGUCGACUCCGAGUUGUUGGUUGGCAACGGGGAUGCGCAAUCUCAGGGGGUUGAGCUCGAGGUUCGAGUGUGGUGAGGGUGAGUGCAAGACAAACGGAGACAGCGAGAGAAGCGAAGCGCCCCUGCAAGAGCUUCAAUCUGGAAGUGCCCACUGCCCACUGAGUAGUGGAUGACAGGCCACAGCUGGAGAUGAGGUGGGACCUGUAUCCAAAUUGAGGGCCAGAUGCAAAAAGAGGCUCUGCUCUUGGCUGCUCUUGUUUCUGCCCUACUAUUCUUUCGUCUCCUGCCUUCUUUGCUCUCUCCUUCAACCACUGCAUCGCCUAUCAAAAGCCUCAUAUCCUCUCCUUUGCGCCCCCUCUUUUCUCCUCCUCUAGCCAACCAAGCGCUGGUGUUUUUUCUUUCUAUUCUUCACUUCUUGAAUCAAUCAAUCCUUUCCAUUUUUUUCUGUUUCUUUUCAUGCAAUCCUUCCUCCAUUAUUCAACAACAAGAACCCACCGUUCUAGCUUUCCAGGUCUCCCAUUGUAACCCUACUCUAUUUGCAACAACCGCAACCUGCGCAGGAACCAGAUUCUCUAUUUUCAUCUUACACACCAACAGUUGCCAGGCGACCCAUCCCAUUUUUUUCUUGAGACGAACUAUCAUUUGACAUUGGCAUUGGCCAUCGUCAUCGUUAACAACGGAAAACUUGAUCCGCGCUCGGCCAUCAACAACUAGCGGUUCCAGUCGCAAACGCGAAGGCGCGGAACAUUGUUCUUCAAUUAUCAUCGAGCGAGUCGAUAUCAGCGCGUUUAAAACCACAAACGUUUGAACCACCUCAACAUUAUCGCGAGUCCGAAUUGUGGGGAUUUGGGGACAGUUUGAAGAAGCUCUGGGUAGCCAUCCUGGUAGCAUUCUGAUAUCGAUUUUUAUCGACAACUUUCCAGGCGAAUUUAUUUUCUUUUUCCCGGAGAACCCUCAUAAACACCAAAAUGCGCCGGAGUAAUUUAUUGAUGGGGAUGGUGGUGCUUCCAUCAGCCAACGCACUUUCACUCGCCAACUUUCAGCAAAUAACGUCAAGUGUAAUACCUGUGACCUGUAUGGUAGCGUACAAUGGGUAUGCUAUGAGACUUGUAUUUUCUAACCUACGUAGCUAACUGAGAUCUAGUCAAAUACCAGUAUGCACAACCAACGAUUUUAAUGUAGCAUGUACAGCAGCUUGUCAAACAUCUCUGCUUUUAACGGGAACCACCGUGAGAACCGCUUGUUCGCAAGGCUCAGCGGGUUCAACCACGUUGCUGGGAAUAGUGAUGAACGGGGGGAUAAUUCAAGCGUUGUGUCCCAAAGUUACAGGAAAUACACCAGUAGCACCGUCUAAACCACCUCCGGCUCCCACAUCCAUACCUUUACUAUCUACACGGCCGGCACCUCUUGCGAGUAGCUCAACAAGCACGAGCGUUAUACCAACCCUUCCAAUUGCAAAUCCACUUUUAGAUCCCACCACUAAACAAAUUAUCCCCCAAAGAACAUCUACCGCGAAUCCACCACCACCGCCAGCAACACCAACAGCAGCGCCACCACCACCACCACCUCCUGUAUUCGUACCCCCAGUUAAUACCCAACCAUCGGCGGUACCAACUCCAUCCCGUAAUCCAACCCCUCCGCAAAUCCCAGCUUCAAAUACAUUACGUCCAUCCGUCUCUUCUCCAACAGGAGGAACGGGAGGAACCGUAGAUACAUCAACACCACCGCAAGGGACACCAGUUCGACCGCCACAGGGACAAACCACCGGUCCAGGCGCUCGAAGCACCGAACCGCCAGCCGCAAGUGGGCAUCGGGGAUCGCAAGACACCGGCGGUGGAAGUCCCUUUGAUUCGCAGCGAAGUCAAGGAAACAGUCUUGACGGGAGCUCGGCGUUAUGUGCGUUGGUGGUUGCGGUAUGGACGACUAUCGUGUUUGGACGAUUAUAGGCCAAAUUUCUUUUGUGCUGGGAUUGGAGAAGACAGACUACUUUUCUUUUCAUGAAAGGGUAAUUGAUAUUACACCUGUAAUGUUUUUAUUGUACUUGUAAGUACUAAAGGAUUUGAGGAUGAAGAAUCGGGAAGAUGAGAUAGAAAGAAAGAGCAAAAGAAAGAAAGAGAGAAAGGAUGAUUAGGAUCAUCGAAUGUAGAUGGACAAUGGGGAAGCAAUGGCCUGAACAUAUAUAUCCAGUUAUUUAGCAAUGGCGCAACAGGGCUCGGGAGGAAUACCUUUUGAUUUUGACUGAUUGAUACCAUGUAGCAAAGCGAAGCGAAGCGAAGCGCAGCGAGGCAAAGCAAAGCAAAGAAGAGAAAAUGUAGGGAUACUGUAUAAUAUCA
Molecule: messenger RNA, 2440 nt
Organism: Hymenoscyphus albidus
Lineage: Eukaryota; Fungi; Ascomycota; Leotiomycetes; Helotiales; Helotiaceae
Source: the annotation of a GenBank genome assembly